AGCGGCGGUCCCCAGUGAGCAGCUAUUUACCGCGAAAGGCCACCUCGGCGCGACAGCCCGGGAGGUGAAGGCUGGCCCCUUUCUCUGCGGCUCGGGCUGGGCAAAGGGGUGAGAGAAAAGCCAGGAGUGCGGCAGCCCAGGCCGUUGCCUCGCGGCUCCCGCCGCUCUCCCUUGUCGACCCGCUGCGUUUGUUUGGAUUUAAUCUUCAGGUUGCCGGCGCCCGCCCGCCCGCGGGCCGCGCGGGGUGAAGGGGAAGCACCCGUGCAUGUGGCUGGCGCCUGCCGGGGCCGGACACCCACCCGUCCGCGCCGCUUGCCCGCGGCAGCCGCGCCCGUGAACCUCGGGGUCGUGUUUGUGUUUGACCCGCGGGCGCCCGCGACAGGGCGCGCGGCCGAGGCCGGUGCCAGCGGGGCGGGGCGGGCGCGGCGGAGGCGGAGGAAGAGGGAGCAGGAGCCCAGGAGGCCCGGCGCCGCCAUGGAGCUGGGCCCGGAGCCCCCGCACCGCCGCCGCCUGCUCUUCGCCUGCAGCCCCCCUCCCGCGCCGCAGCCGGUCGUGAAGGCGCUGUUUGGCGCACCUGCCGCCGGGGGUCUGUCUCCUGUCACCAAUCUGACGGUCACCAUGGACCAGCUGCAGGGGCUGGGCAGUGAGUGUGAACAGCCACCGAAGGCAAGAAACAGCAGUUUGCAGAGAAUGGGCUCCUCUGAGUCAACAGAUUCAGGCUUUUGUCUGGAUUCUCCCGGACCUUUGGACAGUAAAGAAAACCUUGAAAAUCCCAUGAGAAGAAUAAAUUUCCUACCUCAGAAGCUCUUGGGGUGUAGCCCAGCUCUGAAGAGGAGCCAUUCUGAUUCUCUUGACCAUGAUGUCUUUCAACUGAUUGACCAGGAUGAGAACAAGGAAAAUGAAGCCUUUGAGUUUAAGAAGCCAAUAAGACCUGCGUCUCGUGGCUGCCUGCACUCUCAUGGACUUGAAGAGGGUAAAGAUCUCCUUACACAGAGGCAGAACUCUGCCCCAGCUCGGAUGUUUUCCUCAAAUGAAAGAGAUAGCAGUGAACCAGGGAAUUUCAUUCCUCUUUUUAUGCCCCAGUCACCUGUGACAUCCACUUUGUCUGAUGAAGAUGAUGGCUUCAUGGAUCUUCUUGAUGGAGAAAAUCUGAAGAAUGAUGAAGAGACCCCGUCAUGCAUGGCAAGUCUCUGGACAGCUCCCCUAGUCAUGAGAAGAACUAUAAAUCUUGGCAAUCGAUGCAAGCUGUUUGAUUCCCCUUCCACAUACAGCUCCACUACCAGGUCAACAUUGAAAAGACCAGAAAGAUCUCAAGAGGAGUCCCCACCUGGAAAUACGAAAAGGAGGAAAAGCAUGGCGGGUUCCAGUCCUGGAGAGGCAGCUAGUCCAGAGAAGCCCCAGGAGGCUCUACAUCAGUCUUUAUCCCUGGCAUCCUCCCCAAAAGGGACCAUUGAGAACAUUUUGGAUAAUGACCCAAGGGACCUUAUAGGAGACUUUUCCAAGGGUUAUCUCUUUCAUACAGUUGCUGGAAAGCAUCAGGAUUUAAAAUACAUCUCUCCAGAAAUUAUGGCAUCUGUUUUGAAUGGCAAGUUUGCCAACCUCAUUAAAGAGUUUGUUAUCAUUGACUGCCGCUACCCAUAUGAAUAUGAGGGGGGACACAUCAAGGGUGCAGUAAACUUGCACAUGGAAGAAGAGGUUGAAGAUUUCUUACUCAAGAAGCCCAUCGUACCCACUGAUGGCAAGCGUGUCAUCGUCGUGUUCCACUGCGAGUUUUCUUCUGAGCGAGGCCCUCGUAUGUGCCGGUAUGUGAGAGAGAGAGAUCGACUUGGUAACGAGUACCCCAAACUCCACUACCCUGAGCUGUAUGUGCUGAAGGGCGGAUACAAGGAAUUCUUCCUGAAAUGCCAGUCUCACUGUGAACCCCCCAGCUACCGGCCCAUGCACCAUGAGGACUUUAAAGAAGAUUUGAAGAAGUUCCGUACCAAGAGCCGGACCUGGGCAGGGGAAAAGAGCAAAAGGGAAAUGUACAGUCGUCUGAAGAAGCUCUGAGAGCUGCGGUGCUAGGCAGCAGCAGCCAAGCCUCUCUUCCUUCCUCCUUUUCACCCUCUUUGCUGCAAAGAAACUUGAGCAAAGAGGCCAGCUGACAUUUGGAGAGAGGGCCUGGGGCUUCCAUGCUUUAAACCUACUUCCCACACUCCCACAAUUGGAGCCCAGACCAUCUUGCUGGCCAUGCCUCUUCUGUCCCCUGUAAGAUGUCCUCCUCCUGCAUCAGGACUGCUCUGCCAGGGCUAUAGUGCCACAGCACAGUUCUGAGCACCAAGUCCAGAUGUUCAAACUCUUCAUUCCCUGCAGCUGGAUGAGCCACUUGGGGCCUUACUGGGCACUGGCCUUCAUUCUUGAGGGGAGGGGAGGAAAGUGGAAGUGGAGAGAAGUUACACAAACAGAAAUGCUGCUGGCCAAAUACCAAAGACAGCCUGGGAAGGAAAGGUCUUUUUGGGAUAACCCAUAUCUUUAAUUUAUUCAACAUCAUCAAUCACUUUAUUUUUUUUAAACUCCUGGAGACUUAUUUAACUGCUUCUUUAGGUCAAAAUACUGCCAAUCUAGGUAGGGUUUUAGCAUCCCAGGGGCUACCUCUGCUUUUAAUUUAAAAAAAAAAAAGAAAGAAAGGAGGGGGGAAGAAGAGGCAAACUUGUGAGUUGUGGGACAGAGAAUUAGGAGCUCUGUCAACCCCAGGAGGCACUGCGGUACUGGGGCUGCUGCUAUUUAAAGUCAAGAACUGAGAUACUUACUGGUGGGAGCAGGCACUGGACUCAGGCUUGGCUACGGGACAUAAGCUAAACUUCCCAGACCUACCUCGAAGGCAAUGAGAUCUUUUUGGGGGGAGGUCACCCUGCCCUUCCUCUCCCCAGUUCCCUGUGAUGUUGGCUGGUAUAGGAGUCAGUCAGGAAAGCACUUCAGGCAGCUUCCAUUUGGCCAUCCCAGGUCAGUGUUGGAACAAAGUAGUUUAGGUACCCCAAAGUAGGGGGACAGGGAUGGGUGGGCUCUGUGGGACGGGGGAGGGGAGUAUACACUGAGUGUCUUCCUUCAAUUACUCUGAUACUCUUUGAUAGCUUUUACUUUAAUUUUUUAAAAAUAGUCAUUUAUGAGUCAAAGAGUAUCAAAUCAGUGUAAGCUGGGCCACCCAAGGGUGGAGAGAAGGGCUGGAAACCCUGGUCAUGACAAAAAAGGUGUGGGUGCUGGCAUAGAGAUGACCGCGUAGAAUGUGUUUCUCAGGAGGCAGCGUGGUGGAUUUUGAAGGUGAAACUUUCUGAGUUUAUCAUGUUUUAAUUUGAGGGACAGGAAGUGAUGGAUCAUCACCCUCCCCUCAUCUAACCCCAUGGAAGUGGGGGUCUCAAAGGAACACCUCCCAUCCAAGGAGCUGGGGCUGAUUUGAUUGAGUCUAGAUAGGCCUGUUUGGUCCCUGCUCAUCCCCACUCCUAGGUGCUAGCCUCCGCACCACCUUUGCUCCAUUGGGGUAUAGCCAACUUCGUCUUAUACACAAGAGUCAAUCUCCCCUCUUGCCUCUGCUUUCUGUUCUGGAGGUAGGGAGGGAAUCAAUGAUAUUGGAGAUGACUAGUUGCUGUGUUAUGGGUUUGAGUUGCAUUUGGCUAUAAAACAAUCUUGUUAGAAAAAGUAUGUGGGGAGGAGGGGAACAAAGGGGAGAGGGAAAUGACCUCUUCCCCCACACACAUUGAGAUACAUCGCAGUUGGUCUCUAUAAUCUUAUUUGUAGGGAUUCUGUUGGUUGAAUGCCAGAACAGGGAAGUGGGAUGACCUUCAGAUUGUACCAACUUAGCUAGCUUUGCAAACCAACUGUUGUAGUCUCUGAAAAUAAAAACAAUCUUGAACCCAUGUUCUCAGCUUGGUUCUUAUGGAUUUAAGAAGUUUGUUUCAUUGUAAGGUUUUAGGAUCAGAGUGACUAGGGCAACCACAUUUCCUUAUGAGGCCACAGUUUGCUCAUGUGGCCUGGCUUCAGAGAUGGCUGGAAUAACCUUCAAUUAUUACUUUGACUCCAAAAUAUUGUGACUCAGAUUGACUUGUAAGAUGAAAUAGGUACAUCUGAGUUUUGCCUGAACCACUGACAUUUCCUUACAAGACCUGUUAAUUCAUAUGGAUUUAGCCAUAAGCCAAGGAGAGACCCUGGAGGAGUUUUAAUUGUGUUCUAAAGGAGUUAGUUACAAAAUGAAAAAUCAAAUGUUGACAAGUCAUUUGUCCACAUACAACCAGAGAAACUUGAAAAUGUGGUGCUGGGCUAGUAGUGAAUUAUUCACCAAAGUGAGAAACAGCUGGGACAAAGGUUUUUACAAAAUAGGGUAGUCCUAGGGAUAGAAAGUAACUUGUGUUUAUAUGUGUGUCCAAACAGUAGUGACUCAAGCAUAUUUGAUAAACUGCUUUAAAUAUUUAACAAAUACUGCGAUAUAAACUAUUUCACCCAUGAUCCAACCUCAAGUUAAACCUCAUUUAGAUAAUGUAUUCCUUUCUGAUUUGCAUUACAAGAACUAAGACAAUGUAUGAAGAAAGUCUAGCACUACUCUGCAGUAAGCUUUAGGUUGGUGAGUUUACAUCUUGUGAAGACUUGGAGGAGAGAAUAUUCCACAUAGUACCAAAAGGCUCACAUUAAACACUAAUCUCCCUCAUCUAACACCUCAUUUCUUCCAGGUUGUUUUGUUUUGUUUUUUAACUACCAAAGAGACUGCAUGUUCAAGUAUUCCUCCCACCCUACUCUACAUUCAAUAGUUUCUGUAUUUUUCAGAGUACAUACGGAAUAUCUAAAGAUGACUGCAUAUGAGGUCAUGUGGUUAUAUUCUAAUGCAUCCCAUAUGCCUCCAAAACAAGAGUUUUUGAGACGAUACAGAGAUUUUUUUUUUAAUUAUUUAUUUAUACAAGCACUGGGUACAGUCAGAGGCGCAGGAGGGUGAGAGAAUUCACCAGAGCCAGAGCGGGGAGCAGAACAGGCAGAAGGACUGAAGUACACUGC
This is a messenger RNA of Talpa occidentalis (Iberian mole), 5016 nucleotides long. It is a transcript of the gene CDC25A, whose product is annotated as cell division cycle 25A. The record is from RefSeq and is a predicted model, not a curated record. The transcript is spliced from 15 exons. NCBI's taxonomy places the organism in Eukaryota, Metazoa, Chordata, Mammalia, Eulipotyphla, Talpidae. Gene Ontology annotation, molecular function: protein tyrosine phosphatase activity. Gene Ontology annotation, biological process: positive regulation of G2/M transition of mitotic cell cycle; protein dephosphorylation; positive regulation of G2/MI transition of meiotic cell cycle. Gene Ontology annotation, cellular component: cytoplasm; nucleus. Bases 475 to 2049 code for a protein of 524 amino acids.